UGUUGAACCUGUUAAGGUUACUUAUCCUGAUGGCAAAUGUUAUAAUUAUCCGGACCUCUCAACUCGUAAAAUGUCUGCUAAAGUUGAUUACAUAAAUGCAUGUGCGGGUUUAAAUUUAAAACCCUCAGAAAUAGUGGUACUAUUAAAUCGUAUGUCUCUUUUUGCCAAAGUCGAGAAUGACGACUCUAAAGAAAUUAUCGUUGAAAUACCACCGUCUAGAGCGGAUAUUUUACAUGCAUGUGAUAUAAUGGAAGAUGUAACAAUUGCUUAUGGUUUUAAUAAUAUUCCAAAAACUAUGCCAAGCAGUGCUACUGUUGGUAAAGCAUUACCAAUUAAUAAAUUAAGUGAUUUAGUAAGAAGAGAAUUAGCUUUAUCUGGUUGGACCGAAGUUUUGCCAUUAAUAUUGUGUUCUCAUGACGAAAAUUUUGCUUAUUUAAAUAAAAAAGAUGAUAAUUUGACGGCUGUAAAAUUGGCUAAUCCUAAAACAGCAGAAUAUCAAGUGGUUCGAACUUCACUCUUACCAGGAAUUUUGAAAACGGUAAGAGAAAAUAAGAAACAUGCAUUACCUAUUAAAGUUUUCGAAGUAUCGGAUGUGGUAUUCAAAGAUGAUUCGUUGGAAAGACGAGCACGAAAUGAAAGAAAUGUUUGUGCGAUUUAUUGUAGUAAAGUAUCUGGGUUCGAGUUUAUUCAUGGACUCGUAAAUCGUAUUAUGGAUAUGCUUCAUAUAACGCUUGUUCUUAAAACUUGUACUGAAGAUGGAUAUUUUAUUGAAGAAUCUACUGAUCCUACGUAUUUCCCAAAUCGUAGUGCAGAUAUUUUCCUUCGAACUUCUGAAAACACAAAGAAAAUUGGAAGUUUUGGUAUACUUCAUCCAAAAGUUUUAGAAAGUUUUGAAAUUAUUUAUCCUUGUUCUGCUUUGGAAUUUCAUUUAGGAGCAUUUUUGUAA
This is a messenger RNA of Diversispora eburnea, 946 nucleotides long. The record is from the annotation of a GenBank genome assembly. NCBI's taxonomy places the organism in Eukaryota, Fungi, Glomeromycota, Glomeromycetes, Diversisporales, Diversisporaceae.